GGCAGAGGCAGUGGAAGGGUCACACUGCAAUCUUGACUUCAAAGAGCAACACGCCCCCGCUUCUCAGCUUUGAGCUUCUCUUAGAUGGAAUGAUCUGAAAAGCUGGUGCCAUUGUGUUCGUUAUACUUGUAUCAAACAUAGAAGAUAACAUUGCUGUGCAAGGCACAGGUGAUAAAAGAUGAGUGCCGGCAGAGUAUUGGAGCAAACACUUGGUGAUAUUCUUUCUGUAAUCAAACCAUCAUGGGAGGACCAGAUAGCUCGAAACCGUAUUAUUGAGGAGCUGCGAACUAUUGUUCAGUCUAUGGAUAUCUUUCGAGGUGCAACGGUGGAACCAUUUGGAUCAUUUGUCUCUGGUCUUUUCACAAGAUGGGGGGACUUGGACAUCUCCAUUGAGUUACCCAACGGUUCAUAUAUCUCCUCUGCUGCAAGAGAUCGGAAAAAGCUUAUGUUGGGAUUUUUGCAGUCGAGACUAAUAGGUCGAUUUCAGAAGCUCCAAUUCAUCUCCAGUGCUAGAGUUCCAAUAGUGAAGUUUGAGAGCAGAAGCAUUUCCUGUGAUGUUUCAGUUGACAAUCUGUCGGGCCAGAUGAAGUCCAAGCUCUUGUUAUGGAUCAAAGGCAUAGACGCACGCUUUGGCGAUAUGGUCUUAUUGGUUAAAGAAUGGGCUAAGGCUCAGGAAAUCAACAAUUCAAAGUCUGGAAGCUUCAACUCAUAUAGUCUCACUUUACUGGUCAUUUUUCAUUUUCAGACUUGUGUGCCUGCAAUUUUACCUCCUCUAAAAGAUAUAUAUGCAGGAGAUAUAGUUAACGAUCUGCAAGGUAUAAGAGCUGAUGUAGUCCGGAAAAUUACAGAAACUUGCACUGCUAACAUAGCCAGAUGGAAAUCCAACAGAUACAGGGCGGUUAACCAAAGUUCCUUGUCUGAGCUUUCAAUUUCCUUCUUUUCUAAGUUUUCGGACAUUAGUCAGAAGGCUAGAGAUCUAGGAAUUUGCCCCUAUACAGGAAAGUGGGAAGCACUAAGGAGCAAUACGAGAUGGUGGCUUCAGACUCCUGCGAUAUUCAUUGAGGACCCAUUUGAGCGACCGGAGAAUGCUGCAAGAACUGUUAAAACAAGCCUUAUGAUGAAGAUAUCUGAAGCAUUCGAGACAACUUAUCAAAAAGUUUCAUCAAACUACCAAACUGAGGAUUCUUUGCUUCCGGAACUGGCCAGGCCACGCGUUUUGAAAGCUCUUGGGAGGACUCCUUCUAGAGCAGGGAGUUCCAGUGGCAACCGCAAUAGGACGAACGGUUCAGUUGUUGCCUCGUCAUCACAAGUGCUGCAGCAAUUCCAGAACAUGAGUCUGCAAAACCGUGGCAUGGCCCAGAACAGCCAACCGCGCAGAAACACUGACCUGUUCUUUGACUUGUGAAAAUCAAGAUGAGUGGAAGGAAAUUAUUGAAGGGAAAUGCUGGAUGUCGGAAGACAUGAAAGUAAGGCACCUUGCCACAGUUUCUUGAAAUAGUUGCUUGCAUCGAAUGGUUGCUUAGCGUUGGAGGUAUCUGCAAUUUUCGAUGUACUUUUGAACUUUCUCUAGCAGAUUGCUUUGCGCUUUUCAGUUGGGAUGACAUGAAUCCGGGCACAUUUGUAAGCAUUAAACGUUACCUAGGUCUUCUAAACAUGGCUCUUGCACAGGAAGUGGACUUGUUUGUGUGCUGAGAUGAUUUUCUAGUCAAAGUUUGCUACACAUAUCCAUCUGAAUUCAGUUUAGUGUGUUCAGGUUUUAUCUCUAGUAAAGAAGGAUCAUUGUCAUUCUCUUCUUCCUUGAAGGAACUGUACUCCCUUCACAUGUAUGAAUUAAGUAAAAUCCUAGUUUUCUUCCCUGAAAUUAUGCACGUUUUUCAAUCAA
Messenger RNA from Rhodamnia argentea, 1882 nucleotides. RefSeq names its product protein HESO1-like. Bases 179 to 1405 code for a protein of 408 amino acids. Gene Ontology annotation, molecular function: RNA uridylyltransferase activity. The record is from RefSeq and is a predicted model, not a curated record. NCBI's taxonomy places the organism in Eukaryota, Viridiplantae, Streptophyta, Magnoliopsida, Myrtales, Myrtaceae. The transcript has 10 exons.